Molecule: messenger RNA, 1032 nt
Organism: Maudiozyma barnettii
Lineage: Eukaryota; Fungi; Ascomycota; Saccharomycetes; Saccharomycetales; Saccharomycetaceae
Gene: AOS1
Product: E1 ubiquitin-activating protein AOS1
Exons: 1
Coding region: 1-1032 (343 amino acids)
Biological process (GO): protein sumoylation
Cellular component (GO): cytoplasm; SUMO activating enzyme complex
Molecular function (GO): SUMO activating enzyme activity
Source: RefSeq, a predicted model, not a curated record
AUGUCACAAGUUAAUCAGACGGGUAAACUAACUGCCGAUGAAAUUGCAUUAUAUGAUAGACAAAUUAGACUGUGGGGGUUGGCUGCACAAGCUAAUAUGCGUUCUGCUAAAGUACUAUUGAUCAACAUUGGUUCCAUAGGUACUGAAAUUUCUAAAAAUAUUGUUCUUAGUGGGAUUGGUAACUUAUGUGUUCUUGACAAUCAUAUUGUUCGUGAAGAAGAUUUAGGUUGUCAAUUUUUCUUAGAAAAAAAAGAUGUUGGGAAAUUGAAAGUGGAUGUAUGUUCUCCAAAGAUUAAAGAUUUGAAUCCUCGUGUAAAUCUAACUGUUGAUAGUGAUUCCUUAGCUAAUAAAGAUGAGUUAUUUUUCAAACAGUUUGACUUAAUUGUAGCAACUGAACUACGUAAAGACCAAAUUACUGAACUUAAUAGAAUCUCAAGAAAAUUGAAUAUUUCGUUGUAUGUUACUGGAUCAAAUGGUUUAUUUUCUUAUAUAUUUGUGGAUUUGAUAGAGUUUGUAUCAGAAGAAGAAAAAUUGAAAACAGGUAGAACUACCUUAACAGGUGAGAUUUCUUCAAAUAGAACGAUUAUUGAAGUAGAUACUCGAGUAGAUGACGAUGAUCCUAAGAAAAUAUUUGAGACCAUAAAGACAAGAAAUAGUUAUAAACCCUUCGAUGACAUGUUACAGACGGCCACUCUGGAAGGAAAACUAACUAAGAGGCAAGUAAAAAGAGUUAAUAGUAUUGUACCCUUAACGAUAUCAUAUUUAACAAAGAUUCCAUCUUCAGUGGAAGAAUUGCACAAGAAUACACUCUCAACGUGUGAUAAAUUAGGUAUUCAAUCCUCAACUUUGAAGGAUGAAUAUAUUCAACAAUUUUAUAAACAAGCUAAUGUUGAGUUUGCUCCAGUGGCAGCUAUCAUUGGUGGCGCUGUGGCUCAAGAUGUCAUUAAUAUUCUUGGGAAAAGACAAUCUCCAUUAAAUAAUUUCAUUGUGUUCGAUGGAAUAACAUUAGAAAUGCCUAUAUAUGAAUUAUAA